Artibeus jamaicensis (Jamaican fruit-eating bat) is the source of this 2612-nucleotide messenger RNA. RefSeq names its product transglutaminase 1 (gene TGM1). Gene Ontology annotation, biological process: peptide cross-linking. The record is from RefSeq and is a predicted model, not a curated record. Gene Ontology annotation, molecular function: protein-glutamine gamma-glutamyltransferase activity. The transcript has 15 exons. Lineage: Eukaryota; Metazoa; Chordata; Mammalia; Chiroptera; Phyllostomidae. Bases 111 to 2549 code for a protein of 812 amino acids.
CUUCCACUUGUGCGGCGGCGUCCAGGGCGUCCGUCCUGUCCCAUCAGUCCUAACCUGUUCCACCCUGACUGCACGACCCAGAGCUGCCGUCGCCGGCACCGCCACCAGACAUGAUGGGAAGUCCUCGUCCAGACGUGGGCCGCUGGGGCGGGAGCCCCUGGCAGCCCCCCGCCACACCGUCCCCAGAGCCGGAGCCAGACACGCGGUCACGCAGAGGGGGCCGCUCCUUCUGGGCUCGCUGCUGUGGCUGCUGCUCCUGCCGGAGUGGGGCAGAUGACGACUGGGAGCCCCGCGGAGGUGGAGGGUCCAGUUCUGGGGGCCGAAGAAGACCCGACUCCCGGAGCUCAGGUUCCCGCCGACCUAUCUCCCGGGGCAGCGGCGUGAACGCAGCUGGAGACGGGGUGAUCCGAGAGGGCAUGCUGGUGGUGACCGGGGUGGACCUGCUGAGUUCACGCUCGGACCAGAACCGCCGAGAGCACCACACAGACGAGUUCGAGUACGACGAGCUGAUCCUGCGCCGCGGGCAGCCUUUCCACAUGGUCCUCUUCCUGUCUCGGCCCUAUGAGUCCUCUGACCGUAUCACCCUGGAACUGCACAUUGGAAACAACCCCGAAGUGGGCAAGGGCACCCAUGUGAUCAUCCCAGUGGGCAAAGGGGGCAGCGGCGGCUGGAAGGCCCAGGUGACCAAGUCCAGUGGGCAGAACCUGAACCUACGCGUCCACACCUCCCCCAGUGCCAUCAUCGGCAAGUUUCAGUUCACAGUUCGCACACACUCGGAGGCUGGCGAGUUCCUGUUGCCCUUCGACCCCAGCAAUGAGAUAUACAUCCUCUUCAACCCCUGGUGCUCAGAGGACAUGGUGUAUGUGGAACGCGAGGACUGGCGGCAGGAGUAUGUGCUUAAUGAGUCUGGGAGAAUUUACUAUGGGACCGAAGCACAGAUUGGCGAACGGACGUGGAACUAUGGCCAGUUUGACCAUGGGGUGCUGGAUGCCUGCCUGUACAUCCUGGACCGGCGGGGCAUGCCAUAUGGCGGCCGUGGGGACCCAGUCAGCGUCUCCCGGGUCAUCUCUGCCAUGGUGAACUCCUUGGAUGACAAUGGGGUCCUGAUUGGGAACUGGUCUGGUGAUUACUCCCGAGGCACCAACCCAUCAGCGUGGGUGGGCAGCGUGGAGAUCCUGCUCAGCUACCUACGCACGGGCUAUUCUGUCCCUUAUGGCCAGUGCUGGGUCUUCGCCGGUGUGACUACCACAGUUUUGCGAUGCUUGGGCCUGGCCACCCGUACCGUCACCAACUUCAACUCCGCGCAUGACACGGACACUUCCCUCACCAUGGACAUCUACUUCGAUGAGAACAUGAAACCUCUAGAGCACCUGAACCAUGACUCUGUCUGGAACUUCCACGUGUGGAACGACUGCUGGAUGAAGAGGCCGGACCUGCCCUCGGGCUUCACCGGGUGGCAGGUUGUGGACGCCACACCGCAGGAGACCAGCAGCGGCAUCUUCUGCUGCGGCCCCUGCUCUGUGGAGUCCAUCAAAAACGGCCUGGUCUACAUGAAGUACGACACGCCCUUCAUCUUCGCCGAGGUAAACAGUGACAAGGUUUACUGGCAGCGACAGGACGAUGGCAGCUUCAAGAUCGUGUACGUGGAGGAGAAGGCCAUCGGCACGCUCAUCGUCACAAAGGCCAUCGGCUCCAACAUGCGGGAGGAUAUCACCCACAUCUACAAGCACCCAGAAGGCUCAGAAGCAGAGCGGAAGGCAGUGGAAACGGCAGCCGCCCACGGCAGCAAACCCAACGUGUACGCCACCCGGGACUCGGCCGACGAUGUGACGAUACAGGUGGAGGCCCAGGACGCAGCGAUGGGGCAGGACCUGACGAUCGGUGUGGUGCUGACCAACCGCAGCAGCAGCAGCAGCCGAACUGUGAAGCUCCACCUCUACCUCUCAGUCACCUUCUACACCGGGGUCACCGGGUCCACCUUCAAGGAGAGCAAGGAGGAAGUGGUGCUGGCCCCGGGGGCCUCGGAACGUGUGACCAUGCCUGUGGCCUACAAGGAAUACCGGCCCCACCUCGUGGACCAGGGGGCCAUGCUGCUCAAUGUCUCAGGUCACGUCAAGGAGAACGGCCAGGUGCUGGCCAAGCAGCACACCUUCCGUCUGCGCACCCCGGACCUCUCCCUCACGUUAUUGGGAGCGGCUGUGGUCGGCCAGGAAUGCGAAGUACAGAUUGUUUUCAAGAACCCGCUGCCUGUCACCCUCACCAACGUUGUCUUCCGGCUCGAGGGCUCCGGGUUACAGAGGCCCAAGAUCCUCAACGUGGGGGACAUUGGGGGCAACGAGACGGUGACACUGCGCCAGACGUUCGUACCUGUGCGACCUGGCCCCCGACAGCUCAUUGCCAGCUUGGACAGCCCACAGCUCUCGCAGGUGCAUGGCGUCAUCCAGGUGGACGUGGCCCCAGCUUCCGGGAGUGGGGGCUUCUUCUCAGGCACUGGAGACAACAGUCGCGCCGAGGAAAGCAUUCCUAUGGCUUCUCGAGGUGGGGCUUAGCCCUGGGCCAGGAGCAACAGGACUGGAGUCAGAUGAACAAGGACACCGCCUCGAUGAGACAGG